This is a messenger RNA of Sphaerodactylus townsendi, 2234 nucleotides long. Its product is annotated as cytosolic 5'-nucleotidase 1A-like. The transcript has 8 exons. Gene Ontology annotation, biological process: nucleotide metabolic process; adenosine metabolic process. The record is from RefSeq and is a predicted model, not a curated record. Gene Ontology annotation, cellular component: cytoplasm; cytosol. Bases 179 to 1156 code for a protein of 325 amino acids. Gene Ontology annotation, molecular function: 5'-nucleotidase activity; nucleotide binding; magnesium ion binding. NCBI's taxonomy places the organism in Eukaryota, Metazoa, Chordata, Lepidosauria, Squamata, Sphaerodactylidae.
GCAAAGCGCCUCCUCUAAGCAUUUCUGCUUUCUACCAGUAUUGAAAAAUAGAAGAGGCAUCAUUUUCAAACGUUGGAUGUUUGGAUGCCGCUACUGUUCAGAGGCGCUGCACCGAGAGGUGGCAGGUGGAAAACUAGUUGCAGGUAGAAGAUCUGUGUGGAUGCUCUGACUGCAGUCAAUGCAGCACAGUGGGUGGUGGAUGGAGAAGAUGGCAGACUCUGAAAACACAAUCAUAAACACAAGUGUGAGACAGAAAGACCCAGAUGAAGCUCUGGUUAUCGCUGUAACAACAAGGGCCAUUUUCAACCUGGAAAAGGAGCAUGAAAUUUUCUUGGCAAGGGGCAAGGAUGAAUAUAUGAAGCAUCAGCAAACCAAUGAAAAUAUCUCCUUGAAACAAGGGACAGCCUUUGCUUUUGUUCAGGCAGUGCAGACUGUAAACAAGAAACUCCUUGAAAGAAAUCCAGAGGAGAAGGGGCUCUUUGAUGUUAUUGUUCUGUCCAAUAACAGUCCAGAAAGUGGUACGCGUAUCAUCAACAGUGCUAAACAGCAUGGUUUAGAAAUCUCCAAGUUUUGCUUUGUCAGUGAAGAAGAUUCCACCCAGUACUUGAAAACCCACAAUGUCAAGCUUUUUCUCUCUGCUGACAGGACAGAUGUAUGCAAUGCACUUCAGAGAGGAGUUUCAGCAGCGCUCAUCUUCCAGCAGGAGAUACAGGCUCCCAGCACGCAGCUGCGUGUGGUCUUUGAUGGUGAUGCUGUACUUUUUUCCGAUGAGACUGACCGCAUCUUUCAUGAGAAAGGACUGGAAGAGGCUGUUCAGUAUGAGAAAAUUAUGGAAGCUGUGCCCAUGGGAGAUGGUCCAUUGAAAGCCUUUGCUUUACAUCUUGGUAAGAUGCGCAAGAAGUUUGGUCAAGAGGAUUCCCCCAUCCGCACCUACUUGGUGACCGCUCGCAGUGGCCGUGACAUGGGCAUUCGGGCCAUCAAAACUCUUCGAGAAUGGGGUCUGGCAAUUGAUGAAGCCUUCUUCAUGGACGGAGCUCCCAAAGGUCCCAUCUUAUCCAAAAUCCAGCCACAUAUCUUCUUUGAUGAUGGUCUUCACAAUAUCCGGGGUGCUCAGGAUGCUGGCAUACCCUCUGCCUUGGUUCCCUGUGAUUGCUGAAAGAGCCUUCAAUGUUGCAGCACUAGAACUGACUGAGUGGCAUCCAAGAAAAGGCUGACUGGACAGGAUGGCAUACUGAAUCCACGCUGACCACAUCAUUAAACAAAAUGACAAAACUGGAUAUAUGUUGGAGGUAUUGCUGUGAUAUACCUGGAAUAUGUCAAAUUAUACAAUCCAUAAGUAUCAGCAUGAGCAAGCUAAAAAGGGGCCUCCUGACUCACUUCUCCUCACCAUUUGAGUGGCAACAGAUCUAUACUACAAGAACACAGAAAAAAAAACCCUGACAUGUAUACAUUUAGUUUCAGUAUUUUGAUUGAGAAGAAAUAAACAAAAUUCACUAUGUUCUCUGAAUACUGCACUGGAUUUUCUCUGCAAGGAACUCUUUAUUUGUGUAUCUGUGCAUGUUGGACAAAGCACAAAAUCUUGUUGAGAAAAUAAUUCUUGUUGAAUUUUAACAAAGACUUUGAGGUGGUCAGAAUCUUUCAGGAUUCAAUAUAACAAAUUAAUGCAGGCACGUUGGUAUUAUUUUUUACAAGCAUUUUUCCGCAAUUCCUGAAAACAGAAUUUAAAGUGAAUUUAAAGCACAAUUCAUAUAUGUCCAAUGAAAUAACUAAUGAACUAUUAUUACAGACGUUCCUGUGCCCAAAAUGUAACAUUAUUUAGUUCUAUCAAUAAACCAAUUAAUCAAUUUAUUGCAGCGACCAGAUUCUAUCGUAUACAAACUCCAACAUUUCCUUAAAGUGGCAGGAUAUUUUUUUCUGCAGGCUGUUUGUAGUCUUAUGUACACUUUACUUAGAGUAAGACUCUCAGGCUUGGUUACUUAUUUACAUAAAAUUCACUGGAUUAACUUCUGUGAUUCUGCUGUAGAAAUCUGCUGCAUUAACAACUGCAGGUAGUAGUAUAUUGGAAUAGCAGUGAUAAAAAUCGACCUAAACCUUCAGUAACAAUAGCUUACAAGUAUAUAGAUUGUGAAAGACAGUUCUGAGAAACAGUUCUUGCAAAAUAAAUAACCACAGUUGUUCCACACUAACUGUUUUGCCCUAAUAAAUUCAUCUGUUAUUAUGGAGAAUCAAGAUGA